Messenger RNA from Drosophila ananassae, 1726 nucleotides. RefSeq names its product probable cytochrome P450 4p2. The transcript is spliced from 8 exons. The record is from RefSeq and is a predicted model, not a curated record. Bases 47 to 1609 code for a protein of 520 amino acids. NCBI's taxonomy places the organism in Eukaryota, Metazoa, Arthropoda, Insecta, Diptera, Drosophilidae. Gene Ontology annotation, molecular function: monooxygenase activity; iron ion binding; heme binding.
AAUCCAAAACAGUUCUGUGAGAGAAGCCCACGCGUUCACAACAGAGAUGAUUAUUGUUUUAUGGCUUGUUGUGGCUCUGAGUGUGAUUGUGCACUGGUUUUAUAGAGUAAACAAAGAAUAUUAUGUUCUGGCCUUUUUCGCCCGACGAGUUAAGGCCAAGGAGGGCAAAUCCCUGGAGGACUUGGCCCCCAUAGCCACGCCGCGUUUUUUUUGUGGCAACAGUUUCGAUUUGUAUGGGAAAAACCCAGCCGAAGUUUUCCAGUAUAUGCGGGACCUGGCCAAAGGAUUCGGACGAAGCUAUCUUCAAUAUGGAAUGAGUAUCUCGCAUUACAACGUUAUAGAUGCCCACACCACGGAGAGUAUCUUAAAUCAUCCAAAUCUGAUAACCAAAGGAAUGGCUUAUAAUUUUCUCCAUCCAUUUUUAAAGACCGGUGUUUUAACAUCAAAAGCAAAGAAGUGGCACACCAGACGAGGUAUGUUGACAAGGACAUUCCAUUUCAAUAUACUCAACCAGUUCCAGGAGAUCUUUAUAGCCGAAAGCCUUAAGUUUGUUCAAGAAUUCGAAGAUGAUGAAAUAAGUCUUGUUUCACUGAGAGAACCAGUAGCAAGAUUUACUCUGAACAGCAUUUGCGAGACUGCCAUGGGUAUAAGGCUAGAUGAAAUGGCUGAAAAGGGCGAUCGCUAUCGGGAAAACUUUCUGAUGAUCGACGAAUGUUUCAUAAGGCGCUUGAGAAACCCUCUAUAUUGGGGGGAUUACUUUUAUAAUAUUUUUGUUGCCAGAGAUUAUGAUGCUGCUUUAAAAGUUUGUCAUGAAUUUUCCAGUGAAAUUAUAGCCAAGAGAAGGAUCUUACUAGAAACUGAAUUAGAAUACAGAAGAGCUACUCAAACUGCCGAUGAUGAUUUAUGCGUUCCGAGAGGAAAACCUUUUGCCAUGUUGGAUACCUUGAUUUGCGCUGAAAAAGAUGGCCUAAUCGAUCACAGUGGCAUUUGUGAGGAGGUGGACACUCUAGUGGCUGAAGGGCAUGACACCACGGCAGUGGGACUUACUUUUGGCUUGAUGAACAUGUCCAUUUAUGGGGAGGAGCAGGAACUCUGCUACCAGGAGAUCCAAGAACACAUUGAAGACGACUUGAGCAACCUUAACCUGAACCAGUUGAGUAAACUGAAACACCUGGAAUACUUUUUAAAAGAAACUAUGAGACUAUAUCCUGCCGUUCCCAUGUUGGCACGGCAGGCUGUCCAGGAAACAGAGCUCCCCAAUGGCUUGAUUCUCCCGAAAUGCUCUCAAAUUAAUAUACAUGUCUUCGAUAUCCAUCGGAAUCCUAAAUACUGGGAUGAGCCGGAGGAAUUUCGACCGGAACGGUUUCUCCCAGACAACUGCCAGAAACGGCACCCUUACGCCUAUAUUCCAUUUAGCGCCGGACAAAGGAAUUGCUUGGGUCAAAAAUAUGCCAUGCAAGAGAUGAAAACCCUCUUAGUGGUCAUUCUCAAAAAAUUCAAGAUUCUGCCGGUUAUCGAUCCGAAAUCCAUUGUCUUUCAAACGGGAAUCACACUGCGCACUCAGAACGAAAUAAAAGUUAAGUUUGUGAAAAGGAAAGUGUCAUCGUGAGAAGACUUAAAAGCUAGUACAUAUAAGUAUGUAGGUUUCUCAAACUGAAAGUCAUGAUGCCUUGCAAAAAGAUUGUUUGUUUUGUAAUCGUAAUACAGUGUCGUUUGGACAAACAUU